This is a messenger RNA of Nicotiana tabacum (common tobacco), 2795 nucleotides long. NCBI's taxonomy places the organism in Eukaryota, Viridiplantae, Streptophyta, Magnoliopsida, Solanales, Solanaceae. The record is from RefSeq and is a predicted model, not a curated record.
GAAGAUUUGUGCCUGCAUUUUGAGCUUCCUUCUCUUUCAGUGCCUAUAGUUAGCAUCAGCUCUGAGAGUGGCAUUCGAUUUUCAGACGAUAAAUAUUCUCCACAAAACAACUCACUAGAGGUAGAUCAGAGGCUUCAAUUAACAAAAGUGAGUCGGGAAAAGGAACAGAAAGAUGCAAAGAUGCCAGUAGAGGAACUUAAAAGGGAAAAUGAACUAAAAUGCAAAGAAUGUGCUGAAGCUUGGAAGUCCUUAAAGGAGCUUCAGAAUGAGCUCAUGCGCAAGUCAAUGCACGUUGGAUCACUCGCUUUUGCAAUUGAGGGCCAAGUGAAAGAAAAGAGCAGAUGGUUUUCAUCCUUGAGAGAUCUUACGAGGAAAUUGAAGAUUCUAAAAAUGGAUCAAAUCAAAGUAUCUGAAGAGGCUUUAUUAUAUAAGCAGCAAUUACUAGCAGAUUUUGCAGAUAUGAGCUCUACCAUUCAGUCCAAAUUAAAGGAACAAGUUGAAUUGCAUGAAGAUCUCAAGAUCAAGUUCGUCAAGGGUGCUAAGGAACAGAAGGAACUUUAUAACAAGGUUUUGGAUUUAAAAGGGAACAUUAGGGUCUUUUGCCGGUGUAGGCCUUUGAACGCUGAAGAGACAGCUGCAGGAGCUUCAAUGGCGAUUGACUUUGAAGCUGCAAAGGAUGGGGAACUCACUGUGAAGUAUAACGGCAUGUCUAAAAAGACCUACAAGUUUGACGCCAUUUUUAGCCCCCAAGCCGACCAAGCUGAAGUUUUUGAGGAUACUGCUCCCCUGGCAACCUCAGUUCUAGAUGGGUACAAUGCCUGCAUAUUUGCCUAUGGCCAGACUGGUACUGGCAAGACAUUUACAAUGGAGGGCACAGAAGAAGCUCGAGGGGUCAAUUACCGGACUCUUGAGGAGCUAUUUCGCAUUAUUGACGAGCGAAAGAACACAGUUCAUUACGAAAUAUCAGUAAGCGUCUUGGAAGUAUACAAUGAGCAGAUCCGAGACUUGCUAGUUUCAGGAUCUCAACAAGGUGUGAAAAGGCUUGAAAUAAAGCAAGUUGGAGAAGGAAUGCAUCAUGUCCCUGGACUAGUUGAGGCCCACGUGAAUAAUAUGACUGAGGUUUGGGAAGCCUUACAAACUGGUAGCAAUGCAAGGGCAGUUGGAUCAACCAAUGCAAAUGAGCACAGCAGCCGAUCACAUUGCAUACUUUGUGUAAUGGUAAAGGGGGAGAAUUUGCUAAAUGGGGAAUGCACAAGAAGCAAACUGUGGUUAAUUGAUUUAGCAGGAAGUGAGAGGAUAGCAAAGACAGAAGUACAGGGUGAAAGGCUAAAAGAAACCCAAAAUAUAAACAGAUCUCUUUCUGCCCUUGGAGAUGUGAUAUCUUCACUUGCAACAAAGAGUCCGCAUAUUCCAUUCCGGAACUCGAAACUUACUCAUUUACUCCAAGACUCACUAGGAGGAGAUUCAAAGACGUUGAUGUUUGUUCAGAUCAGUCCAAAUGAGAGUGACUUGAGUGAGACUCAUUGCUCAUUAAAUUUUGCAAGUCGAGUUCGAGGUAUAGAGCUAGGUCCAGCAAAGAAGCAAGUGGAUAGUAUGGAGCUCCUGAAAUACAAACAGAUGGUCGAAAAGGGAAAACAAGACAUGAAGAACAAGGACUUUCAUAUGAAAAAGAUGGAGGAUACAAUUCAUGGUUUGGAUAUUAAGUUGAAAGAAAAGGAUAUGAAAAACAAAAAUCUUCAGGACAAGAUUAAGGAACUAGAAUCACAACUUCUUGUGGAGAGAAAACUUGCUCGACAACACGUGAACUCUAAAAUUGCUGAACAAUUUCAGCAACAGCUUAUUGAACAACAGAAUGAGAAACAAGAAGCUGCACCAAUGAGGCCACCAUUUGCGAACAAAAUUUCUGUUCAAAAGACUUAUGAUGAAAAUAAGGAUCCACCAAUUAAUACUACACGACCGCUUACUGAGAACAAUUUCCACAAACUCUCUAUGGCUCCUGCUACUGUGGAUUGUCCUUUUAAGCAGAAUAACCUGACAGAAAAAGAAAACAAUCCAGAUAUUGAUGAACAAGUAGUUGUUCCGAAGAGGAGUGGGCGAGCUUCUAUGUGCCCGAUUGCAAACAGGAUUUUGCCUGCACCUGCUCCACGCCGUAACUCUCUAGUUCCACUGCGCUACGUAGCACCUGUAACCAAGUUUCCUCCUUCACUUUUACCAUUGAGAUCAAUACAAGCAGAGGAGACGGAAGAUGCUGAGGGGGUCGAUUCAAAGUGCUUACCUGAACCAACAUCACAGUGUAGUCCUAAAGAGCUUAAGAGUGUGAGUAAGAAACUAAACAGUGUCUUGAGACGAAGCCUUCAGAAGAAAAUGCAGUUCAAGUCUCCACUGCAGCAGUACAUAAGAAGAGUUGGUGUGAAUGUGGGCGCGGAGAAAGUUAGGGUCUCCAUUGGUAGCAGAGGAAGGAUGGCUCACAGGACGUUGCUUGGUAAUGCGAUAAGAGUUCCAAAAGAAAAUCAGCAGAAGCAAAGAUGGAAUAUUGGAACAGCUGCAAGAGCAGUUCUAUGAUUCUGUUUCUUUACUUCCUUUCUUCUUGGUUUCUGUUCAUAACAAGGGCUAUGCUUCUUCCUUGCACACGCAGCAACACGUAGCGAAAACAAAACAAAAAAAAUAUAUAAGAAAGAAAUGGUCUGUUGAUUUGUUUGGAUGAUGCUUAUCAUCUGCUGAAAGUAUUUGGAAUUGUUUGAUUGGUGUAAAUGCUUAAAAGAUUGGUGUAAAUGCUUGAAAGAUUUCUUCUCUUA